Molecule: messenger RNA, 1887 nt
Organism: Phycodurus eques (leafy seadragon)
Lineage: Eukaryota; Metazoa; Chordata; Actinopteri; Syngnathiformes; Syngnathidae
Gene: mgat2
Product: alpha-1,6-mannosyl-glycoprotein 2-beta-N-acetylglucosaminyltransferase
Exons: 2
Coding region: 317-1705 (462 amino acids)
Biological process (GO): protein N-linked glycosylation; oligosaccharide biosynthetic process
Cellular component (GO): Golgi stack; Golgi membrane
Molecular function (GO): alpha-1,6-mannosylglycoprotein 2-beta-N-acetylglucosaminyltransferase activity
Source: RefSeq, a predicted model, not a curated record
GUUAGCUGUUAGCUCCGUUUUCCUUUCAGCUCAUCGGGUGGGAUGGAGCGCAAAAUAGGACUCCGCCGAAUUGACGUUUGCCACCUGGAGUGAACGCUUGUGCCGCUUCGACUUUCAGGCAAUUCAUGUUCACUGCAACCCCGUUGCCUCCCAACAACUGUCAUGCCUUAUGGGAUAUUCACCCCCCACCAGCGACAGUGGAGCAGGAUUCAUGUUUUCGACAAUUAGCCUCUUUCACCUUUUUGACCAUCACAACCAUCCGCCAACGAUCCUUUUUUUCCUUCCCCUCCUCCCUCCAAGAGCCUGAUCCCCUACAAUGAGGUUCAGGAUCUACAAAAGAAAAGUGGUGAUACUGACUGUGGUGGUGGUCAUCUGCGGCUUGGCCUUCUGGACCAGCGGACGGCAGAAGAAGAACGAGCCUUUCCCCAAGGAAGCGGUACCAGUGGUGAGGAAGGAUACCGGCGCUAGUACCAGUAGAAGUAGCCUUGACGACCAUAUCCAAGUGCAAGCCACACCCGCCGUGAGCCGGGCUCCUGUUGCGGCCCUGAACCAGACUCACACGGAAAGAAUAAAAGAGAGAGAAAACAAAGUCAAGCCCAAUGUGGAUAACACAACUCUCGUCUACCGCGGCAUCGUCUUCCAGCUCAACUUUGACCAGACGAUAAGAAACAAGGAAAAGUUUAAGGGGGUGCGGCAGGAUGACCUGGUUGUGGUGGUCCAGGUCCACAACCGGCCAGAUUACCUGAAGCUGCUGGUGGACAGCUUGCGCAAGGCCCGCGGCGUGGAAAGCAUACUGCUGAUAUUCAGCCACGACUACUGGUCCCCCGAGAUUAACAAAGUGGUCAACUCGGUGGACUUUUGCCAGGUCUUGCAGAUUUUCUUCCCGUUCAGCAUACAGCUGUACCCACAGGAGUUUCCGGGCAAUGACCCUCGGGACUGCCCGCGGGACAUUCCCAAAAAGGAAGCCUUAAAGCUGGGCUGCAUCAAUGCAGAGUACCCAGACUCAUUCGGCCACUACCGCGAGGCCAAGUUCUCCCAGACCAAGCACCACUGGUGGUGGAAGUUGCACUUUACAUGGGACCGAGUGCACGCCCUCCAAGACCACAAAGGUCUGGUUCUUCUGAUCGAGGAAGACCACUUCCUGUCCCCAGAUUUUAUCCACCUGCUGAGGCUGAUGUCAGUGCUAAAACAUGAGCAGUGCCGCGACUGCGACAUCCUGUCGCUAGGCAGCUACAGCCACGUCGGCUACUCAAGUAAAGCCAACAAGGUGGAGGUGAAGGCCUGGAAGUCCACCGAGCACAACAUGGGCAUGGCCCUGAGUCGGGACACCUACCAGAAGCUCCUUCGCUGCACGGACACAUUCUGCACCUACGACGACUACAACUGGGACUGGUCCCUUCAGCACCUGACUGCGUCCUGCCUGCCUUCCUACUGGAAGGUAAUGGUGAGCGAGGCGCCCCGCGUCUUCCACGCCGGCGACUGCGGCAUGCACCACAAAAAGGUCACCUGCAUGCCGGCGAGCCAGAAGACCAAGAUCGAGAACAUCCUGCAGAGCAGCAGCAAACAGCUGUUCCCCAAGAACCUCCUGAUCACCAAGAGACUGCCGUCCAACGGGGCCGGAGGGGUGGCCCCGCAUGUGAAGAACGGGGGCUGGGGAGAUAUCAGGGACCACGAACUCUGCAAGAGCUAUGUUCGAUUACAGUGACCUUACAGUGAUUACUAUAUUCUAUAUUAUUGUCUCUUUUGCAUCGUCUAUCAAGAAGAAAGCCUUUUCAAGCUAAAAUCUUUAUGGACUUUUCUUCUUAUUGCCUGUUUUAAUUGACUGUUCUAAAAAAAAAUAAUAAUAAUAAAGAUGAAUGUUACGAGUUUUGGCUCAUGAAAAAUCAA